Cercospora beticola is the source of this 1893-nucleotide messenger RNA. RefSeq names its product glycoside hydrolase family 3 protein. Gene Ontology annotation, biological process: glucan catabolic process. Gene Ontology annotation, molecular function: beta-glucosidase activity. Lineage: Eukaryota; Fungi; Ascomycota; Dothideomycetes; Mycosphaerellales; Mycosphaerellaceae. The record is from RefSeq and is a predicted model, not a curated record.
AUGGGUGUGACCGAUUUCUCUUGUGGCCGCAAGGCUUUGGUUUUGGGGCUGCUUGCUUCGGCCGUUGCUGCUCAUCCUCAGGCACAUCAUGCGAAACCCUCUCGUUGGAGAACGCAUAGCAAUGUUACUUACCCAUACCAAAAUGCAUCUUUAUGUAUUGAUGAGCGACUGGAUGAUCUGAUCUCGCGGAUGACUGUCGCAGAGAAGGCAGGCCAGCUUUUUCACACUCAGAUGAUGAUGGGGCCAAAUGGUACACUCGACCAGGGCGAUGAGACGAGAAACAGCACAACUACGAUGAUCUCCAACAUGUUCCUCACCCACUUCAACCUCGCGAGCGAUGUCGUCAAUGUCACGCAGACCGCAGAAUGGCACAACACUGUUCAAGAGUUGGCACUGAACACUCGUCUGGGUAUCCCGAUCACAUUCUCCACGGACCCUCGACACGCUUUUACUGAGAACCUUGGAACUGGCUUCGCUGCGAAUGCUUUCUCGCAGUGGCCGGAGAGCUUGGGGCUUGCUGCGCUUCGAAGUGCAGAGACCGUGCAGUCAUUUGCGGAAGUUGCAAGAGAAGAGUAUAAGGCUAUUGGGUUGCGAUCUGCUCUACACCCUCAGAUCGAUCUCUCUACAGAAUAUCGAUGGGCUCGUAUUGCCAAUACCAUGGGCGAGGACGCAGAUUUGACCUCUGAACUUGUCGUUGCGUACCUCAAGGGUUUCCAGGGAGAGGAGUUUGGAACACAUUCGGUGACCACUGUUACCAAGCACUUCCCAGGUGGUGGGCCUAUGGAGAAUGGCGAAGACAGUCAUUUCACUUAUGGCAAGAACCAAACUUAUCCUGGCAACAACUUCGAGCACCACUUGAUCCCAUUCAAGGCUGCCAUUGCCGCAGGUGCGCGUCAAAUGAUGCCAUACUACUCUCGCCCUAUCGGUACCGAGUACGAAGAGGUUGGAUUCAGCUUCAACAAGGGCAUCAUUACCGAUCUCCUCCGCAACGAAUUGGGCUUUGAUGGAAUUGUCUGUUCCGAUUGGGGUCUGAUCACCGAUACUGUGAUCCUCGGCCAAGACAUGCCUGCACGUGCCUGGGGUGUGGAAUAUCUCAACGAGCUGGAACGCGCUGCCCGCGUCCUCGAUGCUGGCGUUGACCAGUAUGGUGGCGAGGAACGUCCUGAGCUCAUUGUCGAACUUGUCGAGAACGGCCGUAUCUCUGAAGAACGCAUCGACUUGUCUGUCCGCCGCUUGCUCCGAGAGAAGUUUGCACUUGGUCUGUUCGACAACCCAUAUGUGGAUGUGGAGAAGGCCGCGCAUAUUGUUGGCAACGAUGAGUACGUCAAGUUGGGUGCUCAAGCUCAACGUGACGCAUACACUCUCUUGACAAACAAGGACAACAUCCUGCCUCUGAAGGACUUCUCUGGCAAGGUCUACGCUGAAGGUUUCAACUCCACAUACCUCACCAGGCGCAACAUCGAAGUGGUCGACACACCUGAGGAAGCUGAUAUCGCUUUCCUUCGUCUGCAAGCACCAUACGAGCCUCGUCCUGGUGGCUUCGAGGCCCGCUACACUGCCGGUUCGCUCGAAUACAAUGCUACUGAGAAAGCUCGUCAAGCUGAGAUUUACGCUGCUGUUCCUACCAUCGUGGACGUCUACCUCGGACGUCCUGCAGCUAUUCCCGAAGUCGCAGAGCAGGCUGCCGCGUUCUUGGGCAGCUUUGGAAGUGGCCCAGACGCAUUCUUGGACGUAAUCUUUGGGGUUGAUGGUGCGGAGCCAAAGGGCAAGCUGCCAUUUGAUCUUCCCCGGAGUAAUCAGGCUGUGGAGGACAGCUUCGAGGAUGUGCCGUUCGAUACUGCAGACCCGCCAUUCAGAUUUGGCGAUGGAUUGAGGUACAAGAAGGGCUAUUAG